ACGACACCGAACUACCCCCUCCCUGAUCCCAUCCAUCACCUUGCUAUCCCCGUUUCAUUUCCGCAAUUCAGUAUCGAGCGAUCGAAAGGGAGGAGCUAGCCCGAUCGACCCGAUUGCUUCUUCUUGCUAUCAGAUCAGGGCAAUAUGGAAUCGAAGAUGGAGAGGAUGAGCUCGUCGGUGCAGUCUUGGGUGGCGGAGCACAAGCUCGCGACCAUCGGAGCUCUGUGGGCGACGGCGGUGGGCGCGUCGGUGGCGUACAGCCGGAGGAGGGGGCCGCAGCGGACGACGAGCCUGCGGCUGACCCACGCCCGGGCGCUCACGCUCGCCGUGCUCGGAGGAGCCGCCCUGGCGCAGCACUACUACAGAAAGAGCAGCAGCGAGAGGAGAGAUGAUUUGGACUACGACUUCUACUCGCAGCUGCCGGCGGCCACCGACGCCGACGGCAAGGAGAACGAGCGAUGGAGCUGGUAGUGACUUGCCUUGCGUUGCGUGGGAGGAGAAGAAAAAGUCAACAAUAAUUGGGGGUGCAUGACGUGGCGGAUUUAUCCUGAUCCAUCCAGCUAAGACGGGCCCAUGGUUUCGUUACUUUAUAUAAUCCGGGCGGCCGGCCGGCCGGUAGCCUUGGAGGAGGCGCCCAUGGUUUUUCUGGUUUCCGGAGCCGGAGAAGACAAGCAGUAGAUAUUUCUCAACAAAAUGAAGCAAGAAACUGCCUUCUUCUCUUGUACUACUUAGUACUAUUAAUCUGUUGAUGAUGAUGAAAAUGA
This is a messenger RNA of Phragmites australis (common reed), 764 nucleotides long. RefSeq lists its product as uncharacterized. The transcript has 2 exons. Gene Ontology annotation, biological process: mitochondrial respiratory chain complex IV assembly. Gene Ontology annotation, cellular component: mitochondrial inner membrane. The record is from RefSeq and is a predicted model, not a curated record. The coding region runs from base 145 to 471 and encodes 108 amino acids. NCBI's taxonomy places the organism in Eukaryota, Viridiplantae, Streptophyta, Magnoliopsida, Poales, Poaceae.